Dicentrarchus labrax (European seabass) is the source of this 5679-nucleotide messenger RNA. It is a transcript of the gene sh3bp2, whose product is annotated as SH3-domain binding protein 2. Gene Ontology annotation, molecular function: SH3 domain binding. The transcript is spliced from 13 exons. The record is from RefSeq and is a predicted model, not a curated record. Lineage: Eukaryota; Metazoa; Chordata; Actinopteri; Moronidae. Gene Ontology annotation, biological process: signal transduction. The coding region runs from base 509 to 2656 and encodes 715 amino acids.
CCAUUCGUUCAUCAUAUCGCGCUCCUGUCACAACAACAGGCACGCAGCCACCUGCGUGUCAAGGUCACUUCACAGUUAAAACACGUGGAGAUGGCGGAUUUGUUUUAGUGCACACACAAACAGCGAUUCCUGCAGGUUUUUAUCUCAGAGAAAGGGAGUGGAUUUUGGCCCCGUGGAGUUUUUCAUUCCUGGGCUUCACACACACACACACACCCCCUCCCUCCUUCUCCCUCUGAGGUCAGUAGAUGCUGUUGAUAGACUGGAAGUUACACAUAAACACAUUAGAUUAAGAAGAACUUUGAUUGGGAUGUUUAUUUUGAGCACUGCUCCCCCCCUACACACACACACACACACACACACAUAAAACACCUAUUACAUGAAGCAUUGAACCCCAGCAAAAUGACUUAAGACAGUAAUGUGUUUCCUGUCUAAACUGAAUGUGUGUGUGCUCAUGCAGAAAUGUGUAUGAGUGUUUGCGUAAGUGCACUAUCUCAGUUUGAGUGUGCUUAUGUGGAAAAGGGGGGGGGGAGAGAGAGAUAGAAAGAGAGAUCAGCAGAGACUGAGAGAGCUUCAGAGAGUGAAAUGCAAAGAGAGCGUGAUCAGAGGAGGCAGAAAACCAGACAGACAAAUCCCUCUCAGUGUGGAGCUGAUGAGGCGCAACAGUGAGCCCGUUGAGGACAGAAAGAAAGGAGCAAGUUUGAGUCCAGUCGGCCGUCUGUUCGACAUUACUGUCAUGGACCUAUUGCCAACGUUGGCAUCCACAGUGUUCGCCUCAACAGUCAGCCGGCUGAGGGAGAGCACUGCUGUUCAGAGCAUCAACAGGAGGCUCAGCAGGAGAACCAUGUCGUCUCCAGAGGUGUGCUGGCCAGUGCCGAUGCGAGCCAUUGGGGCUCAGAACCUCCUCACCAUGCCAGGAGGAGUUUCCACUGCGGGAUACCUUCAUAAGAAAGGAGGCAGUCAGUUCAGCCUCAUGAAAUGGCCUCUGAGGUACACCAUCCUCCACAAGGGCUGCGUUUACUACUUCAAGAGCAGUACCUCUCCUGCACCACAGGGGGCGUUCUCUCUCAAUGGCUACAACAGAGUGAUGAGAGCAGCAGAGGAGACAACGUCGAGUAAUGUGUUUCCCUUCAAGAUCGUCCACUUCAGUAAGAAACACAGGACAUGGUUUUUCUCUGCAGCCAGCGAGGACGAGAGGAGGAAAUGGAUGCGAUACCUGCGGAGGGAGAUAGAUCACUAUAACGACAGAAAAGAGUUCAUUCCAAGUGACUCAGAUUCAGAUGCUGACAGCUUCUAUGGCACGAUUGAGAGGCCCAUGGAUAUCAAACACCCCAUCGACAACACAGAAGUUGAUUAUGUCGAGGAUGAUGAUGAUGACGAUGAGGAAGACUACGUGAAGCCGGACAGCGAAUGCUCACCAACAUCAACAGGUGACGCCACGCACACCUUUUCAGCCGACUCGCAUGCAGUCCGUUUCAAUGAAGGUCGACCCACGGGGCCACCCCCUUCCUACCCUCCUCCCCCAGUGCCGGCGACAUUCCGUCAGGACUCCAGUCCAGGUUUCCACAAAGGUGUACCACCUCCUGUCCCGCCACAAAACAGGAUCCCAACCAGUGCACUCCCCAAAAAACCCCCACCCUCCGUCCCUCCCCCCUCCAUACUAAAGGACCUUAGCAAAGGCCCGCCUCCUCCGAUCCCCUUCGCCCCCCACCUGCACAAGUCCUUCUCCUCCAACCCCCCGCCUCCUCCUCCUCCCAACGUAAAGAAACCUCUUCAGAGCAGGACGACAUCCAUGGGGGGGCCCUGGAGCGACGGGAGAGAGCGGAGGAAUCUGCCGGCUGUGUCGAUCCAAUCCCCCGCCACACUGCCCAUCUGCAACCAAUUGGAGACCAGGAUGGUCCUAAAUGGUCCCGCCCACUGCCCCCUUAACACUGGAGGGAGUCAGUCUCUGGGCAAUAACCAACACGGGGGGUUGGGCAACCUCCGCAGCAAGCCAAGCCUACCGAUUCCUCAUUCUGCGAACAUUGGAGGUACCCACCUCAGACCUGUGAUGUCCCUCAACCAGACAUCAAUGCCUGGCCCCCCUCCACUCUCCCCUCUGCUUAAAACUGGACUACACAAUAAGCCAGGGAUACCCAAACCUCCUCUGCCAACAGUCAAGCCCCAGCUGCCUGCAGCCAAGUCCAAACAGCCAGGAACCCCACUUCAAGCAUCUCCAGAUGGCCAGAGCUUCCGUUCGUUGGGAGAUGAGACGCCCACAGAUUUCAGGAGGAAACGAGACUCGGGCAAACACACAGUGGGAGACGAGUCUGAUGAGGACUAUGAGAAUGUGCAGCUGCCGGACUCUGUGUUCAUUGACACGACUGAAACCAGCUUCGUAGAAAAGUUAUUCAGAGAGAGCCCCAUCCCUCCACAGGACGGACUGUACGGCAUCCGAAACUCAGGAACCAAAACCUCACAGGUGCUGGUGGUGUGGGAUGUCAGCAUAGGCAAAGCCAGAAACUACCGGCUGUUUGAAGAGGAGGACCACAUUUUUCUGGACAUUGAAGUGAGCUUCCCCACUCUGUCAGCUCUGAUCGAACACUACUACAGCCAUCCUCUUCCUCACCACGGCUCGCUCUGCCUUCAGAAGCCCUUCACAAAGACAAUGAGCAUCUGAUCAAACUAAGUUACAGCUGUAACCAGUGAGGAACAGAGAGUCAGGAAUGCCUCUGCAACUGAAAUCCACCUUCGUCAACGACACAUGGAAAUAGACUCACUAACUGUGAGAAUAUAUUAAAACGGAUCAUACCUCUCACAGUUCGGUGGAAAAGAAGACGGAUCACUUUUCUCCUGUUGCUGCACCAGAACCUACCAUCAAGCUUCAUGUUAAACAGCAAGGACAGUAACUUUUCUAAAAUUCUGACUGCUCGGUCACCAGAUAUUGUGGUUGCAACUUAUGUCGAUUGUGACGACAAAAACAUCUUACUGUAGUACAAACUAGACUCUUUUCUUAACACAGCAAGCCAUUCUAAUCCUCUUUUGUGCACUGAAAACAUCCGUUACUGUAAAUACACAUCAAUUAUUAAGUUAUGACAAAGAACAUGUAGAAAACAAUCAAAUGGACCAAAACAUCUGAAUUAGUCAGAUACCUGCUCUGUCUUUGAAGCAUUCCUGCUGCUUUAUGCAAACUGAAGAAUCGGUGUGAUGAAGCAUAAUCCAAGAGCCAGGAUGGCCAGUCAGAUGGAUGAGAUGUGUUUUGUCCACAGGGGGGCGCUGUGACAUCAAAAAAGUCAGUCCAGCUUUAAAUCCAGGUCAUGAGGGUCCUUUGUCCCAUUGCUCACACUUGCUGUACUUAAGAAAAAGUCAAGCGUACUAGAACUGAUUGUGACACAGAGAGAGCAUCACCCCGUCAUCACAAUACACAGCUGGCUUGAUUUGAUUUUCACUUAAAGGACAAUCCAUUAAUGACUAAUCAUCAUAAUUUUUAAUGUAAGAGGCAGAAACACAAAAUCUGCUCGAGACGUGGCUACACGUGACAAAAUCUAAAUUUUGGUAGAGAAAGUUGAUUUACUUUUCUAAACAAAAAUAAGUUUAACAUUCAUUUGACAUGUUAAAUAUCAGUUUUGCACUGGGUCAGUGUACAUAUUAUUGACACUGAAAUUGCUGAAUCAAAUGGUAGCAAGCUUUUAAUAUAGCUCCCUAUAGUUGUUGAGAUUCAGUCAUCUCUAUAUCAUACAGUGGUCAGUCGUUAGUCUUUUGGAGUAAGUCAUUUUAUCCUAUAAGAAUACAUUAUAAAAGGCCUCUGUCUGCACAAUGGAUAUACUGGACCAAGAAGAGCAACAGAUUAUGAUUUUUCUUUUUGAAAUAUAUUUUCUAUAUAUAACAUUCCAGAAUAUGUAUAUGUAUCAGAAACUAUGAAGAUCUGAAAUUCCUAACCUGCUGUCUAAAAGGUGUUUUCCUGGAAAAGCAAAAAAGCAACCCCUGCUAACGACUGACACAAGUAUGAAAAUAUGUUAAGAAAAACCUGAGCUGUAGCCUCAAACUUUGCAGAGCUGAAACAUUUCUUUGGAUUUGUGCCUAACUACUGUUAGUGCUGUAAAGGAAAUUAUAAAAUUCCACUAUGGACAUUAAUGGGUUAAGUAGUAUGGGGCCAUUACUGUAGCAAAACUAUUUACAAAUGUGAGUAGUAGAAGUAGAGUUGUGUAACUGUAUUGUGUGUCUACACAUUUACAGAUUUAAAUACACAUUUAUGGAUUUGUCUUCACAUGCAAAAGUCAACACAAUCGGAGAUGGAUUUUUUUUCCACAUUUACAAAUCUGAUUACACAAACAGAUUGAGACACAGACACACAACUCUCCACUCACAUUUGUAAAUAGUUUUGCGACAAUAAUGGCCCCAUAAGGUGGGUCCAACCUUACAGCGUUAGUUACAUUCAGAAAUCCAGUUCUACUGCAGAAGCACCUCGACCCACUAUAUCUAAAACAGACAUAAGCUGUUAUAUUUGGUUUAUUGGUUCAUGGUUUGUAUUUAGGAAAGAAUUUCUCUGCAUAUUGUUUAAUAUUCAGGCUGAAUCAAACAGGUUCAGCUUUUUUAUGUCUGUUUAUUACUGUCAGUCCUAAAACUAACUUAUGUGUGGCUGUGUUACUACCUACUGGACUGGUGUGAGACCGUGGUGAAUUGUGGGAUACGCUUACCUCUGAAUGCUCCUCUGAAGCCAUACUAGAAUAGUUGUGGGUUAAGUGAAGUACGUGUUGACAUUUCUCACACACUUGUCUACAACCUGGUGGUGUUGGAGACCAAUAGUGUGGGUACUGGCACAUAGCCGUUGUCUUCUGUAUUCUCAUAUUGUGAUCCAGGUCCAUUCAAAUGUUGCCAGUGUCCGGAGCAAACAACACAAAAAGACGCAUAAACCUCAAGUCAUUAGUGAGAGGGCAGCAGUGUUUCACAAACCUACAUGGUCCUGUCCAGAUUUUGUACCUCUGUUAUCUGUGUAAUGAACAGGCAACAUCUCACUUAUUUAGUGUGCAAAACUCACGCAGCACUGUAGAACGCUCCUUUAAUUAGAGAAAGUACAACAAAUCCAGCUCAAAUUGGCUCUUCAUCAGGUUUCGGUCUUGAAAAUGUUGUACUCUAAUGCAGUGGUUCCCAACCUUUUUCCUUUAGGGAUCCCUUUUCUAUCAUUUAGUAUACUGACGAGCCCUGACUAAGUGACAUAUAUUUUGUUUGUGGAACAUUUCAUACAAUUCUCCUUCUGUAUUACGUAUUUUUUUAAAUAAUUUUUAACAAUCAUACAGACUUACUUGGCUUCUUUUUUGCCUAGCACGCCUUAAAAUCAAGAAGGCUUCGCAACUCCUCCAUGAAGCUUUGGCGACCCCUAAUGGGGGCCCCGACCCCCAGGUUGGAAACCACUGCUUUAAUGUAAUGGAGGAUAGAAAAAACUCACUUAUUAACAAGAGCUAAAACCUGACCAUAACUGGUGCAAAAUGUCAGACUGAAUAUGAAGAAAUCAGAUGUGUUUUUGUUCUCAAGUGCCAAUACAGAUUUUACAGCACUGACUUUAAUGCUGUAAAUUGCUCUCUAUUUAUAUGUAAAUGCUGUAUGUACUGUAAAAACAAAACUGUCUAUAAAAAUGUAAAUAUAUUGUUUUCUACAGAAAUAUAUGUUGAGAAAUAUGUUGAAUUGUAUAAAGUAUUACUUCAA